AUGACUGGGUGGAGCUGCUUGGUGACAGGAGCAGGAGGGUUUCUGGGUCAGAGAAUCAUCAACUUGUUGGUGGAAGAGAAGGAGCUACAGGAGAUCCGAGCCCUAGACAAGGUCAUCAGACCAGAAUUACAGGAGGAAUUUGCUAAGCUCAACCACAAGGUCAAGCUGACAGUGCUGAAAGGAGACAUCCUGGAUGAGCAGUGCCUGAAGAGAGCCUGCCAGGGCAUCUCGGUUGUCAUUCACACUGCCUGUGUCAUUGACGUAACAGGGGCCGCUCAGAGAGAGACUAUCAUGAAUGUCAAUCUGAAAGGAACGCAGCUCUUGUUGGAGACCUGUGUCCAAGCUAAUGUGCCGAUCUUCAUCUACACCAGCACCAUAGAGGUGGCUGGGCCCAACUCCUACCAUGAGAUUAUCCAGAAUGCCCAUGAAGAUGAAAAUCACGAAUCUAAAUGGUUCGCUCCAUACCCAUACAGCAAAAAGCUUGCUGAAAAGGAUGUGCUGGCAGCUGAUGGCUGGACACUUAAAAAUGGUGGCACCUUGUACACUUGUGCAUUAAGGCCCAUGUACAUCUAUGGGGAAGGAAACCCAUUCAUUUGUAAACAAAUAAACAAGGCCCUGCAGAACAAUGGCAUCCUGGAGGAUUUCGCUAGGUACUCCGUGGUCAACCCAGUCUAUGUUGGCAACGUGGCCUGGGCUCACAUUCUGGCCUUGAAAGCCUUGCGAGAUCCCACAAAAGCCCCAAGUGUCCGAGGACAGUUCUACUACAUCUCAGAUGACACACCUCAUGGAAGCUAUAGUAACUUAAAUUACAUCCUGGGCAAAGAAUGGGGUCUCCAGAUUGAUUCCAGAAUGGUCCUCCCUGUGUUUCUGCAGUACUGGAUUGCCUUCCUGCUGGAAACAGUGAGCUUCCUGUUGAGCCCAAUUUACAAAUACCAACCCCCCUUCACCCGCCACUUGGUGACAUUGUCAAAUAGUGUAUUCACCUUCUCCUACAAGAAAGCCCAGAAAGAUCUGGGAUAUGAGCCACUCUUCAGCUGGGAGGAAUCUAAGCAGAAAACCACCCAGUGGAUUGGCUCUCUGGUGAAACAACACAAGGAGGCCCUGAAGACAAAGACUCACUGA
Orycteropus afer afer is the source of this 1122-nucleotide messenger RNA. RefSeq names its product hydroxy-delta-5-steroid dehydrogenase, 3 beta- and steroid delta-isomerase 2 (gene HSD3B2). Gene Ontology annotation, biological process: steroid biosynthetic process. The transcript is spliced from 3 exons. Gene Ontology annotation, molecular function: 3-beta-hydroxy-Delta5-steroid dehydrogenase (NAD+) activity. The record is from RefSeq and is a predicted model, not a curated record. Lineage: Eukaryota; Metazoa; Chordata; Mammalia; Tubulidentata; Orycteropodidae. The coding region runs from base 1 to 1122 and encodes 373 amino acids.